GCGGCAGGGCUGACUGUGCCGUCAGUCAGUGAGUGAGUGUAGCGGAGGCAGAAGCAGAGCUGAGCUGCAUCUCAGUCACUACAAAAAAGCCCCAGUCUAGGGGUAUCGCCUCCUCCAGUUAAAGGGAAAAGGGGAGGGGAUGACUGCUCAGUGCAGAAAGCAAAAUUGCAACAAGUUAAUCACAGGUAGAGACACAGCCUCGGAUUAAAUCAGAGAAUUCACCUCUUUUAAUUCUAUUUUUACAAAAUGCUUACUAAAUGCAUGAGCAAUGAUUAUAGAAUGAGUGCAAUGAGAGGCUGAAGUGGGGGUGGGAGUUGCUUUUCCGAAGCUUGGUGCAUGCAGAGGAGAACGAGGACAAAGUACUGCCGUUGUAGAGGACAGGGAUCAGCUGCUCCUCCUCCUUUUAUCUGCUUCAGACGAACAAUCCAGACUUCCCUGUUUGUCCACAUAACUACAGUCCCUUAUCCCUGGAACCAUUCUGGCAAGUCACAUCUGUUGCAUCGAUUUUGAGUGUGGCUUAUUAAAAUUUACAAGCCAUAGCCUGUAACCAAGUGGAAACGCAGCGUGCGUCUUAACAUGGGGAAAAGGUAUCCCUUACACACACGUUUAAUGGCAAGAAGGGCCAAGUAAGAACCUGGUGGGAAGAUGUCUGUGCUGAUUAGCCUGCAUGGCAGUUUCUUCCUGCUGACCAUCAGCUGCUGGUUGUGUGCCCUUGCCCAGCACAGAAAUGGUAGUGACGGAAAUGUGACGGGGCAGGAGGCUGGAUGGGUGCCUUUCAUCACCUCGCGACUGGAUCACAUCAUCGUGAAAGAGGGAGUCAGUGUGACGAUGAACUGCAAUGUAAGUGGCAACCCUGAGCCGCAGAUUCAGUGGUACAACUCCAAUGGCCGCUUGCUGAACCAGGACACUGACAAUUGUUGGAUUUCGGACAGUGGACUGUUAAACAUCACCACAGUUUCGUUUGGUGACCGAGGCAAGUAUACUUGUGUAGCCUCGAACCAUUAUGGCAGUGUUAAUUACACGGUGACUCUGAGAGUCAUCUUCACCUCGGGGGAUAUGGGUGUCUAUUAUAUGAUAGUUUGCCUCGUUGCAUUCACCAUCGUGAUGGUCCUGAACAUCACCCGACUGUGCAUGAUGAGCAGCCACCUCAAGAAGACAGAGAAAGCCAUCAAUGAGUUCUUCAGAACCGAGGGAGCAGAGAAACUGCAGAAGGCCUUUGAGAUUGCCAAGCGCAUCCCGAUCAUCACCUCCGCCAAGACUCUGGAACUGGCCAAAGUCACCCAGUUUAAAACGAUGGAGUUUGCCCGGUACAUCGAGGAGCUUGCCAGGAGUGUCCCGCUGCCCCCUCUCAUCAUGAACUGCAAGAUGUUUGUGGAAGAGAUCAUGGAAGUCGUGGGCAUGGAGGAGCCAAGCCAUAUCUACGUGGGAGCUGGACCAGCGAGUCAAGAGACUCGAGACGAGGUGUACACGAUACCAAAUUCUUUAAAGCGCACCAACUCAUCUGCAGGGGACUCGGACGAAUCGUCUUUGCACGAGCAGCCCCAGCAAAUUGCGAUCAAGGUAUCGGUGCAUCCUUUAAUGGCGGGGGAUACGUUGGAGGGGCAGCGCCAACCAGGUGGUGCCUGCCAACCAGAUGGUGCCCGCCAACCGGAGCAAGAGGCCAAGGAGGUGGAGACAGCGCAAGCGGUGAUUGAAAGUAGCCCCCAUGUUGGGUUGACGGUGACAGAGAAUGAUGGCAAGGUUGUGACAGCAGUGACUGAAAGGGCCAACUACACUACGGCUGUCUUAGUAGAGAACACCAAUUCUGUGACACCAGUGGUGAUUGGGAAAACUCCCCGGGUCAUAUAUGAGAGCCAUGUGUAGCUGACACAAAACUGCAGUUCACCCCUUUUGGGCUACCAUGUGAUGGGAUCUCCGAUGAAUAAAAUUAGCCUUAACCAGAA
This is a messenger RNA of Chiloscyllium plagiosum (whitespotted bambooshark), 1943 nucleotides long. Lineage: Eukaryota; Metazoa; Chordata; Chondrichthyes; Orectolobiformes; Hemiscylliidae. The record is from RefSeq and is a predicted model, not a curated record.